Molecule: messenger RNA, 597 nt
Organism: Caenorhabditis remanei
Lineage: Eukaryota; Metazoa; Nematoda; Chromadorea; Rhabditida; Rhabditidae
Exons: 4
Coding region: 1-597 (198 amino acids)
Source: RefSeq, a predicted model, not a curated record
AUGCCAGCCAUACACUAUAACGACGAACCAUUCAAACACGUACGGAACAUGGAGUUCUCUCUCCUAUUCUUUGUGCUGGUCGAGUUGAUUUCCGCCUCCGCCGGAUUCCUUCUUAUGGAACCAAAAUCCGAGGUUGACUACAAUGUCGUCAAAGUGUUCUACUUCGUCUGGACUUUGAAUCUUGUCAUCGCUUCACCCCUUUUCGUUGUGAUGAAGUCCAACAUCUUUGCCGCGUACCGUGCAGGAUUUAGAAUAAUUCACCUCACUGCGGUCGUGUACACAUUCUACUCCUAUGACCAACGUGUCGUGUCAACGUACGUCAUUGGAAUCUUUGUUGUUGAGUUUGUCUGUUUGAUUGGCGGAUUUUCGAAUGAUAAGAUGCCGUACCCGGGAAAAUGGAUUGCCAUGAUUGUUGUCAACGAUUCGCAAGAAGACUAUGAUAUCGAGAUGGCGGAUUUCAAAAAACCAAUUAACGAUUUGAUUGUUACAGAGGAUAGCGAACUUGACACAACAUCCAAUUAUAUCAUGACUGGGAACGGAGACGACUCGAACUCGUUGUUUUCUCCCAUUAGAUCUCUAGAUAUUGUUAUUGUUUGA